Molecule: messenger RNA, 3443 nt
Organism: Folsomia candida
Lineage: Eukaryota; Metazoa; Arthropoda; Collembola; Entomobryomorpha; Isotomidae
Exons: 4
Coding region: 658-1605 (315 amino acids)
Source: RefSeq, a predicted model, not a curated record
AAGGUUUUCUACUUUGCAUACAUAAUCAUGCAAAGUAGACAUGAACUUUGAAUUGUAUACAUAUAUUCACUCAGAAAGCGAAACUAUGGCAUUGCAAAAUUAACUUUCACCAGUUAAGCAAGCUACAUUCAAGUAAAUUCAUCUACAUAGCUAUUUUUCUACGUAGUUACCGAUCAGAAAAAGAAACUGUGCAAAAACCAUGCACGUUUUUUGCGAAAUAAUACCCGAUCGGUUCAAAUGGCAAGUAUUGAUUUAGGAAAUUACACACCACUGCAACAAAUCACACCUCCCCUGAAUGUAUACACCAUCACCGCGAUUUGUUUCUGGCUCCCGCUCUGCGCCGUAAAGCGGUGCCGCCUCGUCUCCAAACUUUGGAACGCUGGAGCCAUUCCAAUUCUUUUAAAGCGGUCCACCCUCCGACUAAAGUGCAACGAUAUUAACGAAAUUUCCAGAAAUGUAACCUUAUUCACGGAAAUAUCCUCCCUCACAAUUCCCGACAAUGUUCAAAUCACAAUUUUAAACCGGACACAUCUUGCCUACAGUCAUAUCACGCGGGACAUUUGGAAAAAUGAAUUUGCCGGAUUUUACGCCAAAAUCCCGGGAAUAACGUCCUGAUCCUUCAAAAAUUUGACGCUCUGCUGGAACAUUAAUUCCCACAUGGAAGCCGACUUGAUCCAGAAACUUAUUCAAAAUUCUUCCCGCACUUUAACCCAGCUGAACAUUUGUCCCAGCUACGACUACACUUAUACUGUAGAUGACCUACCUUUGCCCGAGUUUGAUCUGACAUUAUACAAAUUCGACGCUGUUAAAAGCUUGGAUUUAUCUGGAAUUUAUAUUGAUGGGUUUAUAGUGGAAAAUAAUUUGGCCAAAGUGUUAACAUUUGUCACCCAACUGAUGACCGUGUUUGACAAGUUGGAGGACCAUACUGUACACGAGUCCUUGAUAAAGUUGCUGGUUGAAAUAGUCGACGUAAUUCCUAGAACAAUGGUCAACCUCACAAUUUCUGGUGGAAUAUUCCACGACGAAUUACAAGACCUUACGCAAUUGAGUAAUCCCAUCAGAAAUCUAUCCUUUAAAGAGGUCGUCGUCCAUAAGGAUGCCAACCCUGACAUUAUCCCGCAACUGUACAACCUCCUAUCAAAACAUGCCCAAACCUUGGAACAUCUCACCUUAAGAUUCCCAACCUGGGCAAAUUAUAACGACGGCUUAAAGCUGCCCGCUCUUUUAAACCUCAGACGAUUUUAUCUGACCAUCCCGCCGUUAAAGUAUAACCCGAAUUUUUACAUUUCUUUUCCACCGGAAACCCCGAAUUUAUGCACGGUUUUCCCCCUCCUAAGAAAGUUCUGCUUAAUCUUUGAUGUCGGAUGGGAGAGUGAUUGGGCAUCCUGUUUCGAGUCUUUGUUCACUAACGGGGUUCCCGUUUGUCCGAGUGUGAGACACUUUGAGAUAAGGGAUGCCUGCUGGAAAAGACCUUGCGUCAUUGUUAAUAACGGGUACGAGCUUGACGUCAAAUAUGCCCGAAUUUUAAAAAUAUUUCCAAACGCGAAUAAUAAAUUUGUUACCGAUUUGAGAGAAUAUUUGGAAAAGAAGGGAACUUAUUUGUAAUUCCAUAAGUAACACGUUGAAGCAACGCGUCAUUUCGCACUUUUGUAUAAAAUUUACAAAAAUGUGUAUCAUUAUUUGAAAAAUUAAAAUUUGAAAUUUUAUUUCAUAACCGUUUAAUUUGAUUUACGAUGUGUCAAAUUCUGCUGAGGGUUCUUGCAAUGAAGUAUUUAAUCGUAAACUGUUUUCUACUUAAAUAUGUUUGUAGAGAUAAACCAGACCAAGCGUUCCACAAAACGGUUUCGCAGGAGAAGUUGAGACAGAGUGAGAAAAGUGGUUCGCGGUGGGUUUCCACCACCACUUCGAGUCAGGGUCGUAUGAAACCCAUUUCCCUUUGUCUCACUUUCUCCAUGCAGCCAUACUAUGCAUGUAUGUAUGUUACGGCUCUUGCAAAAUAAGCCCCUCCCACAGAAACUUUGACCUGAAAAAUCUCCUGGUUCCCACACUUUUACUUCGGACAACAAAAGCUGAAAAUAUAGCUCUUCUCAAGCAGAAAAAUCUGGCAUCAGGUUGUCAGAAGUAAAAGUGCGGGAACCAUGAGUUUUUUAACGAUUUAUGUGUAGGUCAAAAAACCGCCAAUUUUCGAAUUUUGAAACUUUUGAUGCAUCAAAAUGUUCGUAUUCAUAGGACAAGUCAAAUGUCAAAUACAACUUAUGGUCUAAUUCUUAUGUUACAGAGUGUACAUUAGCUUUCUCAUUUUUUCCAGUUUCCUUCCUCAAUUUUUAAAAGGGGUGUGGUUUCAUAUAAUUCUAAAAUAGCUAUGCUACAUUGAUGGUUGCGCCCGAAAUUUUGCUUGUAAAUUUUUAUAUUUGAUUAGAAAAAAUCGAUGCAACGUGGAAUGGAACAUAUCCAAUGGAACAUCUCUGUAUAGUAUUUACGUAAAUAUAGUAAGAAACUGUUAAUUAGAAAAUAGGAAAUUACAAAUAUUUUUUCUGAAUCUGAUAAAUUCCUUUUGUAAAUCUGAAAUACAGAAUGACAAAAACAGGGUUUCGGAAAUUCACCCUUUUUUGGAUAAUUCCCAUCACAGUGGGAAUAACUGUGAAAAACUGGGAAAAAUGGGAAAAACUGUGAAAAUCCCAAUUUACGGCAUUUUCAACGGAAAAAGUCUUAUUUUCUCGUGAGUCAAAUGGGUUAAUGUGGGAUCUCUCAAACUAAGAACUGCGCUCGAUUCAGCUCUCCUUGAAGGCAUUAAUUAAUUGUGGUUAAAUAUUUCUUGAAAAUAGUUGGAGAUUUAAUAUUUUCUAAGAUGGUUAACACUCGAAAGAAGGCUUCAAAAAAAAGCAUUUCCUGGUUUUGGUGGGUCAAAACCUUCAAGAUGCAGUUGGUGAGUAAAUUAAAGAGUAUAUUAUUAAAGUAAUGAGUAAAUUAUUUCAAUACGUGCCAGUGCCAAUAUUUUGUGCCCGUGUCGUAUAAUUCGUUCUUUUAUGUCUAAAGUAAUUCUUUUUAAUAGACGACGUACUGUCAAAUACGCAGCCCGAACAUUCUAAGAGUGAAAAUAACGACGGUGGUAAUGUGCGAUAAUGUUAAUUAACAAUAUAAACAAAAUUUAAUUGUGUGAGAACAAGAGAAAGUAAACAAUUCACAGUAGUUUUUUAAUCUUCGCUCCUUUAACGUGUAUUAAAUUACCCCAAUUUGAUUUUCACAGUUAUUCACAGUUAUUCACAGUGAGGUCUGGUGGUAAUUAACGGUAAUUACCGUUAAUUACCGGUGGUAAUUACCACCCGGUAAUUCACACCCGGAACCCUGGACAAUAAUGACGAAAUGUGUCAAGACUCAUGUACACCCAAAUAUCUACACAUGUAACAGAAAUUUUUACUUGGAAUAAAAGUUGUUUCAUAUUA